GACAAGGGAUGGAUGUUCCUUCAGCCUCUAUCAACCGCAGUAUCUUUCGUAUUGUCAUUGCAGAACCUAAAUUUCAUAACCAGAUACUUCAGCCUUGCAGAAUACCCACAGUCAUUUCAAAUUCAUUAUCACCCGUGGCUCAGACUAUUCAGGAAAUUCUUUGGAGUGAGAAUUGAGUUCAGCCUAAGGGGUUAGGUUGUCUAUCCUCGCGUUCUCCGGAUUUCAGUCCACCGCAAGGCCCGCCCAAGCAAUUCGCCCAUCAGCAAAUUUCUUUGUCAAGUCGCCCAAUAUGGAUUACGAUCCUAUGGUAAUGGACCAAGAGUCCUCAGGACCUCAAGUCAAGAUCACAGAGGCUGGUUCACAUCACGUCGACUUUGAAUUAUCCAACGUAGACCUCUCCUUUGCAAACUCGCUCCGCCGAACCAUUCUCUCAGAAGUCCCAACAAUCGCUAUCGAUCGAGUCCAAAUCGAAGCCAAUACAUCAGUCCUAGCAGAUGAAUUCAUCGCGCAUCGACUUGGUCUUAUCCCACUAAACUCGAAGAAUUGUGAUGAUGUUAUCUAUACGAGAGAUUGCGAUUGCGAUGGAAACUGCGAACUCUGCAGUGUUACACUUACCCUCCACGCAAGAUGUACGGGUGAUGAAAUCAUGAAAGUCUAUGCGCGCGAUUUGGUGGUUGAUCCUCAACGUGCCAACAAAUGGGUUGGAAAUCCUGUCAUCACUGAUCCAGAUGGACUUGGACCAGUCAUUGCCAAAUUGAGAAAGGGACAAGAGAUACGCAUGAAAUGUAUAGCCUUGAAGGGUAUUGCAAAGGAACAUGCGAAAUGGGCACCUACAGCUGCUGUCGGCUUCGAAUAUGAUCCACACAACAAAUUGAAGCAUAUCGAUUUGUGGUAUGAACAUGAUGCUGCAAAGGAAUGGCCCAAGAGUAAAUAUGCGGAUUGGGAAGAGCCAGCCCAAGAAGGCGCUCCCUUUGAUUACGAUGCCGUUCCAAAUAACUUUUACUUUGAAGUCGAAUCAAUUGGCAACCUAGAGCCCGAUGCAAUUAUUCAGCAAGGCAUCAAAGUCAUGCAACAGAAGUUGGCUGCAGUCCUUCAGGAUCUUACCGAGGGAGAUGGCCAGGCUAAUGGUGGUGGAUAUGAUGCGCCUCAGAGUCCAGACGUUGGUAUGAAUGGCCAUGGUUGGCAAGACCCGGGCUAUGCUACGCCAUAUGGUGGGGGUAAUGCUUGGGGUGGUGCGGGUGGUGCAGCUACUCCUUAUGGUGCUACUCCAUAUGGCCAAAAUGGUCAAAGUGGAUGGUAAAGGGUAUCCGUUCAUGGUUGACGAAAGGGUAUUAGAAGUCUGUCAUGAAGAAAUGAGUCUCCGGUUUACUUUUCAUGACGAUGAACAUAAUUGGGCUCUCUCCACCUUCUUCGUUUUUGAAGAGAUAUGUCUUUUGAUUCUCGAACCAGAGCAAGCGACAUAUAUCGAUGACAUUUGAUUCAGUUUGACCCAAGGAAGAUCAAAGAAAAGUGUUCCUUACACUAGGUUGGCAACGACCAGGGAAAUAUCAAAGCAAAAAAAAAAGCAAAAACAAGAGAACUACACACAAAAUAAGAUAAAAUGUACAAUCAAUAACUGCAUAACGUGGAGGUGGAUGGGCAUUAUCUGGGUCGGAUUGGCGUUUACAGGACGUUUUCCUAAGAUUCUACAGUAUCUAAAUGGAUAGGAAAGGAUUGCAAUGAUCAAUCAAUACAUACAUACAAACUAUUUAGACCCUUAUCAAUGAAUGAAUUCCACGAACCUGUG
This is a messenger RNA of Botrytis byssoidea, 1786 nucleotides long. RefSeq lists its product as uncharacterized. The transcript has 3 exons. The record is from RefSeq and is a predicted model, not a curated record. Gene Ontology annotation, molecular function: DNA binding; protein dimerization activity; DNA-directed RNA polymerase activity. Lineage: Eukaryota; Fungi; Ascomycota; Leotiomycetes; Helotiales; Sclerotiniaceae. Bases 290 to 1300 code for a protein of 336 amino acids. Gene Ontology annotation, biological process: DNA-templated transcription. Gene Ontology annotation, cellular component: RNA polymerase II, core complex.